UUCUCCGUUCCCUACAGGAAGUGGGUGGCGUACAGCCGGCUGUACCAGAGCCUGGAGGUGGAUUCGUCCGUGCUGCUGCAGCAGCUCACCAGCAUCGAGUACCACUGGCAUCAGGUGACGCUGCCCCAGCAGCAGAAAGGGGAGCUGAGUGAUUCUCUUCAUGGUUUCCUUCAAUAUGGAUUAUGUUUGGUGGCCAAAUACAGAGACAUCUUCCCCCCAACUCCCUCUGCCACUCCAAAGCUGCACACUCUGCUCAGGAUCCUGGCUCAGAUCUGUAAGACCAAGGCCUUCCAGGAACUGAACCCAGCUAACUUUGACCUUCAGGAUGAGAUCUGUGAGGCCUUACAGACAGGCACCGAGGACUGGUUCACCGUCAAAAAGGGUUUACACGAGCCCAUGACCAAGGACCUGACAGAGAUGGGGAGCGCCCUCUCCAGGCUGAUUGUGGAGGUGCAGAGAGACAUCAAGAGCAACAAGGACGUCUGGAACCGAGUAUUUUUCAGUGCCAUGCAGGUGGACGUGUUCACGGUCGUCUACCAAAAGUUUGAUUCCCUGCUUGCACAGGAAGUGAUGAAGACGUUAUCGCUGAUGAAGGGUCACAUGGACCUGAGUCUCUCCAAAUGCCUGUUUCCCAUUUACCUGAACCUACACGGCAUCCACAAGAACAAGGCCUUCCUACAGAGAAGAGGGUCACUGAAGCUCUCGAACUUUCAUGAGGACUUCAGAGAGGCGAUGCCGUACUGGCUGAACCAGGCAUUCAGCACCACCAAGGACAGGGUGGAGAGGGCGGUGCAGGUGGACCAGCUGCAGCCCCUGCAGACCGGCUCGGAGCUCAUCAAGCACAGCUCCUCCGCCGUGGACCUGGUCUCCUGCAUCCAGCCCAUCUGCCAGCUGUGGGAGCAGCUGUCCUGGCCCGACCCAGAGGAGUCCUUCAUGCUGAUGGUCAAAAUCACGGAGGAUGUUUGUAAGAUUGUGGGGAGCUACUGCCAACUCCUGAAGGACAGAGUCCGGGUUCUGUCGGAGAACUCCGACCACAGCAUCGCCAUCAACAUGCUGUGUGUGGUGGUGAAUGACCUGGAGCACCUGAGGACACACCUGAGCAAGCUCCCGUCCCAGCUGAACUGGGAGGGCCUCCGCUCGCGGCUCGUCAACGUGAUCGCAGACAGCCAGUUCAACAACACGCUGAGCUCCCAGCUGCAGCAGGCGCAGAGCAGCCUGAGCCGCGAGAUCCGCUCGGCGCUGGACACGCUGGGGAAGCAGCUGAACACAGACAUCGAGACGUACGUCAGAAGCAUGUCCACCAGAAGAAGAAUUCCCUCCAAGUCCUCCGAGGACGCUGCUGCUCCUCUCAUGCGGUACCUGGAACAGGAGCUGCAGUACAUGAAUGAGAACCUGGUGCCGGAGAACUUCAACAGCCUCCUGACUCCUCUGUGGAACAACUCGGUGAAAAUCCUCUAUCAGACGGCAAACCAGUAUUCUCAGCAGGAAGGACAGAUGGUCUUCUGCCAGAGGCUGCUGUACACGCUGCAGUGUCUGGAGCAGUGCUUCCACGCCGAGGGGAACGGACUUCCUCUGAAAAGUCUGCACUCGGACGAGUACAAGACUCUGAAGACCUACCUGGAGAAGAACUCUCUGAGCAGCCGGCAGCUCAUCGAGAAGUUCUUUCAGAAGAAAACGUCGGAGCAGAGGACGUACAGCGGAGAGAAGUACGGCGCGGUCACCCUCCGCGCCUCCUACAGGAGCUCGGACCAGAGGCUGCGGGUGGAGGUGCUGAACGCGGUUAACCUGAUCCCCAUGGACUCUAACGGUUCCAGCGACCCGUUUGUUCAUCUGUGUCUGGAACCAAACCACGUCUUUCCUGAGGUGGAGCCUCGCGUCACUCAGAUCAAGAGCUGCGACCUCAAUCCUCUGUUUGACGAGUCCUUCGACUUCCUGAUUUCCCCGGAGCAGUGCCAGGCUCCAGGGGCUUGCCUGGUGGUCACGGUGUUGGACCACGACACCCUAAGUGCAGACGACUUUGAGGGCGAGGCCUUUCUGUCCCUGAGCAAUGUGAUGGGCGUCUCUGAAGGAACCGAGGAGGACCUGAGCUCACGGCCGGAUGCUGCUCCGGCUCAGCUACGCCUGCCUCUGAUGCAUCCCAAACCCAACGACGGCAUCCUGAAGCUGCUGGAGUCCCGGAGGGGGGAGCGGGAGGCGCAGGCGUUUGUGAAGAAGCGGCGCCAGCGCGAGAAACAAUCCCUGGAGGGCGUUCAGCCGUGACAAAGAUGCGGACGCCGCGCUCUUCCUCCAAAAA
Molecule: messenger RNA, 2293 nt
Organism: Oryzias latipes (Japanese medaka)
Lineage: Eukaryota; Metazoa; Chordata; Actinopteri; Beloniformes; Adrianichthyidae
Source: RefSeq, a predicted model, not a curated record